UUCUAGUGAUUGACAAAACAUUUCAGUGACUUGGACUCUUUAAAACUUGCACUUACACAGCCAAGGACAACCUGAUGUUCUGCGUUAGCCAUGUUUAACCUUAGGCUUAUAUUUGGAGCUCUGUUGGGAGUGUGGCUUUGCACUGUAGCUGCUCAAGACACAUGUCAGGCAGGCACACCUGGACUGCCGGGUAUUCCCGGAAUUCCUGGACGCGAUGGCAGUGAUGGUGAAAAGGGUGAGAAAGGCGAAGCAGGACGCACAUUGGACCUGGUGAACAAAGCGACUAAAGGGCAAAAAGGGGAACCCGGCAUAAAAGGGUCUCAGGGAAAAAGAGGUCCAUCUGGUGAUCAGGGCCCACCAGGACCACAGGGUCCACCUGGGGACAAAGGAGAGUCAAGUGAAUCUAAACCACAGUCUGCUUUCUGUGUAUCUCGUGAAAACAACUCACCACCCCGAUCUGAUACCCCAAUCAUCUUCAUAAGGGAGAUCAACAAUGAACAACGCCACUUUAAUCUUAAUGAGGGUAAAUUUCAGUGUCACAUCCCUGGUACCUACUAUUUUGUAUAUCAUGCAACGUCCCAUGAUAAGACCCUUUGUGUUAAGCUCAUGAUUGAUGGAAAUAAAAAGUUUACUUUCUGUGACCAUAUUCAAGAUGAAUUUAAUGUGAGUUCAGGAGGUGUUGCUGUGUACUUGCAGCAAAACAGUAAAGUCUGGUUGGAGGCUAAUGACAGAGUAAAUGGCAUGUACGCAGAGGGAGGCCAAGGCGACAGUGUCUUCUCUGGUUUUUUGCUUUAUGCUCACUGAGGGGUUUCUUCAGUGUUGUACAAAACACAACAGAUUACAUAAGGUUUCACAUUUACAAUCAUGAUCUGUACUUUCAAGAGCACAAAAUGUCAUUUUGAUUUCCAUGCUACUAAUAAAAUGCUACUGGAAUAAAACAA
Clarias gariepinus (North African catfish) is the source of this 941-nucleotide messenger RNA. It is a transcript of the gene c1qc, whose product is annotated as complement component 1, q subcomponent, C chain. NCBI's taxonomy places the organism in Eukaryota, Metazoa, Chordata, Actinopteri, Siluriformes, Clariidae. Gene Ontology annotation, molecular function: protein binding. The transcript is spliced from 2 exons. The record is from RefSeq and is a predicted model, not a curated record. Bases 91 to 804 code for a protein of 237 amino acids.